Globicephala melas (long-finned pilot whale) is the source of this 4596-nucleotide messenger RNA. RefSeq names its product zinc finger protein 449 (gene ZNF449). Gene Ontology annotation, molecular function: DNA-binding transcription factor activity, RNA polymerase II-specific; RNA polymerase II cis-regulatory region sequence-specific DNA binding. Gene Ontology annotation, biological process: regulation of DNA-templated transcription. NCBI's taxonomy places the organism in Eukaryota, Metazoa, Chordata, Mammalia, Artiodactyla, Delphinidae. The record is from RefSeq and is a predicted model, not a curated record.
AACUGAUUCCUGCUGGCCUGCCCUGUUGCCAUGUGUUUUGCUCAUGAGAAAGUCACUUAGAAUGCUGUUUCAGGAUGAGGGUCACGGUGAUGUUGCCUGAACUAUGCAUAACCUCCAGUGGAGAGGAAUUAGGGACUGAUUGGUGGUUUGCUGUCUUUGCAAGGCAUGGCCCUAGCCAAGAUGCCCAUGGUUGAAGGUGACUAAGGGUUACUCAAAGGUAGAUGGACUUUCAUGGUUCUUCACCAUUGUAAGUAUUGCUCCUCCAUUUCUUCUGUGGCCUAGCUAUAUUCAGAAACACAAGACAUUUGAAAUUAGGCUGGGACUGGGUUUAAAGGCCACUAAAUCUGUAGGGGUUCACUGGGUCCAUGGAAUUCUAGAGCAGAGCUGUCCAAUAGAACUUUCUGCAAAGAUGUCUCUUUUUUAAAAUUUUUAUUGGGGUAUAGUCGAUUAACCAUGUUGUGUUAGUUUCAUGUGUACAGCAAAGUGAAUCUGUUAUACAUAUACGUAUAUCCACUCUUUCUUUAGAUUCUUUUCCCACAUAGACCAUUACAGAGUACUGAGUGGAGUCCUCUGUGCUAUACACUUGUAGGUGGCUCUGCCCGGAGGAUAACACAAAGAAAGAAAUUGGAAUCUGCCGCUUCGGGACCCAGAUAAAUUGUACAGUGCUGGAAGUUGGCGAUGGCUGUGGCCCUGGGUUGUGCAAUCCAGGCCUCCUUGAAUCAGGGCUCGGUGUUUCAAGAGUAUGAUACCGACUGUGAGGUCUUCCGCCAGCGCUUCCGGCAGUUCCAGUACAAAGAAGCAUCUGGGCCUCAUGAAGCUUUCAACAAACUCUGGGAGCUCUGCUGUCAAUGGCUGAAGCCAAAGAUGCGUUCUAAGGAGCAAAUCUUGGAGCUGCUGGUGUUGGAGCAAUUCCUAACGAUUCUGCCCACAGAGAUAGAGACCUGGGUGAGGGAACAUUGCCCGGAGAACAGAGAAAGAGUUGUGUCACUGAUAGAAGACUUACAGAGAGAACUUGAGAUACCAGAGCAGCAGCUCGAUAGACAGGAAAUGCUCUUGGAAGAACUGGCACCAGUGGGAAUGGCACACAUACCGCCAAACAUCCACCUGGAGUCACCCCCACUCCAAGUAAUGGGACCUGCCCCGGAGGUCCCAGUGGCAGAGGCGUGGAUCCCACAGGCAGGGCCGCAGGAGCUGAGCUUCGGUGCUGCUGGGGAAGGCCAGCCCUUUCUGGACCCUGGAUAUCCAAUACCAAAACUCGACGUGAGCUUUCCAUUGGAGCAUAGAGAAGAGGCAUGGGUGAAGGAACUACAAGAUUCCAAAGAAAUUAAGCAAUUACUCGAUUCCAAGUUAGGUUUUGAGAUCGGGAUAGAAAAUGAAGAAGCUACUUCAGAAAAACAGAAAAAAAUGGAGAAUAUGUAUCCAUUUAUUGUUACUUUAGAGGGGAAUGCUCUUCAUGGCCCCAUUUUGCAAAAAGACUAUGUACAGUUAGAAAAUCAAUGGGAAACCCCCCCAGAGGAUUUACAGAGAGAUUUAACAAAACUUGUAGAGCAUCAGAACCCCUCAGCAGGAGAGAAACCUGAGAGCUCCAACUUGGAAGAACCCCUCAACGCUAGACCCCAUAAGAAAAAGAGUCCAGGAGACAAACCUCACCGAUGUUCUCAGUGUGGGAAAUGUUUUGCUCGGAAGUCACAGCUUACAGGGCACCAGAGAAUUCAUUCAGGAGAGGAACCUCAUAAGUGCCCUGAAUGUGGAAAAAGAUUCCUUCGUAGUUCAGACCUUUACAGACACCAACGACUUCAUACGGGGGAGAGACCCUAUGAAUGCACGGUGUGUAAAAAGCGAUUCACUCGGCGGUCACACCUUAUAGGGCACCAGAGAACCCACUCUGAAGAAGAAACAUAUAAAUGCCUUGAGUGUGGGAAAAGCUUUUGUCAUGGAUCAAGUCUUAAAAGACAUCUGAAAACUCAUUCAGGUGAGAAACCUCAUAGAUGUCAUAAUUGUGGGAAAAGUUUUAGUAGGCUGACAGCUCUUACUUUGCACCAGAGAACUCACACUGAAGAGAGACCAUUUAAAUGUAAUUACUGUGGGAAAAGCUUUAGACAGAGACCAAGCCUUGUUAUUCAUUUAAGAAUUCAUACAGGGGAGAAGCCAUACAAGUGUAGUCAUUGUUCUAAAAGCUUCAGACAGAGAGCAGGCCUUAUUAUGCACCAAGUCACUCACUUUAGAGGUCUUCUUUAAGGAUUGUUAAAGGAAACAAGUCCUACAGAGAUUGACAGUAACUCAAAAAACAAAAUCUUAAACCUGCAGCAUCCUGUUUGUCUUGGAAGAAUUUUUUUGUUUGAGCUUAUAAGAACAGCUUUUUUUUUCUACUUUAAAAACCCAUCUUCCAAGUCAUAUGAAUUCUAGAGUAUCUAUCUACUCUUGCAGUUUUCCUAGAUUUGAUUUAUUCUGUCUCUACAACUCUUAUUUUUUUAUUACAUUGAAAAAUUUUGUGAACCAAGCCAACCGUAUCAUAGAUGUAAGCAUAAAAAUAAUGGCAAUCCUUUUCAGGGUAGGGUCAACAUAAUGGAUAAUCAUAUUUAUCUGACAUAUCUAUUAUAGCAACACUAUAAUUAUUCUGCUGUCAUUAUUAAAGGUGAUUAUAUUAGUUUAAAGCUUUAUAUGUGUCCCAAGUGGCAAGAAAGGAGACAGUGUAUUUUAUGAAAUAAUGAAAAUGUGUUAGGAACACAUGGAUGAAGACGAUUUCAUUUGCCUGGUAUGAACUGGGUUCUUUCCAUUGAAAAUUUUAUUUUUGAGGAAAUUAGAAUUUUAAUCUUUACUUUUGAAUUUUGCAAAGGUGGCUAGUCUGCUUAGUUGCAGCCUGGGGUGAUGCGGCUUAGAGCUGAGUAUUGAUUUGAUGAUUUAUUUUGUUCCCAGAAUAAGUCAGCUCUUUGUGGAAGAACCCAUUUGACAGUUGAAGCUAUACAAGUAGAAUCUAAUUUAAUUUAGGUUGACUGAGGAACCAGUGUCCAUUGCUUUUCACUCUCCUUUGCUAUCCAGCUAUGUAUCUCUCAGUGCUUUUAAAUUUUACCCAUCCUUUAAUUCAGUGUCUCCCUAAGUGUGUGUCAUAGAACACCUAGUUAUACAAGAUAGUCUGCAAAUAAGUUUGGGAAUCACUUCCUGCUGUUUCUGCUUUGUAGAUUCACAGCGCACAUCAGCAUAUAAGAAUUCUGAGAGGUCCUCUGGUAAAGGCGGAAAAAGCACCUCUUUUGGCUCAGUGUUUUACAAUCCUGUUUGAGCCCAGAACCCUUUUUCAUGUAUACCCAGUAAUGACCCACAAAGCUAGUAUUCUGCAAAUAUGCUUUGGAACACACUGCCUUUAACAGAUAUUUCUAUAGCUAUCUGUAUAGUCUGAUUGUUCCCAAGCCUAGUUAUCUCCAGUUGUCUCAAGGGUGUUAUGAAAAACUCUUUAAACUUAUAUGUUUUUUAUGUAACACACACACACAUUAUUUAAGGAGGUGAAGGUCACUAAUUCAGAUAUUUAUACGUUGCUCAGUGAUUCACAGCCUCUUUGAAUUUUACUUAUAAUCUCACACACACACAUUGCUACUUAUAUAAAUGUUCUCAUAUAAUAGUGGUAAUGACUCAAGUUCCUGUAGCAAGGGAAGAACUCUCUUUGUCAGUUAAAGCUGUUAAUACAUGAAAAUAUUCACUCAGCCUAGUUCCUUGUAAAAUACAAGAAAUAGGACAUUCAAGUAUUUCCCCUUUAUGAGGAUACCAGUCAUCCUUUCCUUAAACUAGAAUUACAGAAAGUAUAUUUUUUUCUAUUCCAUUGAAGUUCUUGGAAGUGAUAUUUAAUAGAAGCAUUUGGGGGGUAUCUACUAUGUGCCUAACUAGUCCUGUUCUAGGCUUAAUGAAAACUAGUAAAGAAAUUAAUUCAUAAAGAGUUUAUAAUAUCUUUAGUUAAACAAGAGUUGGGAAACAAAUGGAGAGCAAUGCAAGAGAGUUUGUAGUUAAGUGCCAAAUCAUAUCAAGUGCUAGAGCCAGGAUGUGUCUUUCAUUUUUGUCAUCUAGGUCCCAGUAUGAUGCUGCUAUAAGUUUGGGGUUAAAAUUGAGAUCCCAGUAGCAAUAAACAUGGAACAUGGGAGGAGUCUGAAUGUAGAGGUGAAUAAUACCGAAUGUAAUGGCUUCUCUUUUCUCUCUUGUGGAAUUGCAUUCAAACCAGGACAGUGCCUUAGAAUGGAUGUGCCCAACUGCUCUGUAUCUAUGCAAUAUUUUAAUAAAGUGGAAAUGUAUGCCCUUCCUGCUUCAAUCACAUUAACUAAUUGUUUGAACAACUUAGAGAUGCUUCCCUGAGCAGUGGCAACAAGCACCACGAUGGACUCCUGCCCCCAACCUCAGUUGGAAUCACUUUACUCCCUGCAACCAUGGUGCUGGGUUUAUGUACCAGUUUUAGCAUUUAAUACAAUCAAUUUAGCUAGUAGUGUUAGUUGCAAUCAUAAUAUGAGCUGUAUCAUCUAUAUCAUAAACACACAUGACUGGAUUUUACAGGGUAGAGAACAUCUAUUAUUCAUUUCUUUGUCAUAGUGUCUUGUAUAUAAUAAGCACUAAUAAAUA